AUGGAGAGGAAGAGGAAGCUUCCUGCUCGCGCUGCGCGUGUAGAGUCCGUCAGCAAGAAGAGAACUUCCACUCCUCCGGAGCCACGCACCCAGACACCAACUCCUCCUGCGCCGCCUCCACCUCCAGUUGAAGAGUCGUUGCCUCGAAGUAUUGCGCCCGGAAAGCCGCUGCCUACAGUUGAAGAACCGCAGCCUGAUAAUCUCCCUGCGAGCCAUUUCCAGACAAUUCCAGAGAGCGGGGUUUUGGUAGAGUCACUACAAAGAUCACGAGCAAAAUGGUUGACCGAGGGCAUAUUCGAGAAAUACUGGACGAAACCUACAAAGAAGAAAGGAGCUCCAGAUGCACCACCAGACAACCCUGCGAAGGACUCAAUGACGAAACUUGGGAGCUGCUCUAUAACAAUCGAACCACAUACUUUUGAAGCUACCAUGUAUGCAAUAAAAGACCCGAAUCCGAAACCACUUCUUGCAACUGUGCCGCCUCAACAACAGAUGUAUCGUCCGAUAAUCCAGUAUGGUCCACCUGGCGGGGUGAUGCCUCCAACACCCCCUCCAGCUCCGGUGCAGCCAGUCCAACAGAAACCUCCACCUCCGAUCCCACAAUCAUCACCAAGGCCACAAGAUGUACAGAUGGGAAAUACUGCUCAUCCUCCUCCUCCUAAUAACACCUUCUCACAGCCUCCUCAAGUUCUCAAUGCUCUACCGAACGGACAUCGCCCAGCACCCAUACAAACGACUUCAGCACCGAAUACUUCACAAUCUUUACCACCGCCUACCCCUGUUGGAAAGAGCACAGAUCCAGUCAUACAGAUGUUGGCAGAACGAGCGGCAACAGAUCCGAGCUUGAAAGCUUUGAUGCGGAUAGUUGCAAAUGGCGAGGCUACGUCCGAGGAAUUGAAGAGGUUUCAAAGUCAUAUCGAUGAGCUUACGGAGCUUACUCGCGCCCAAAAAGCACGGCAAGCUGCUGCUGCUGCACCUCCACCUAUGUCUCAAGCUCCGCCAAAGCCACAGAGUGUACCGCAGGUACAUGGAAGCAUACCGCAACAAUCUGCCUCCACUCCAGUAUCACAUCCCACACCACCUGUCAAAGUAGCCCCAACUCCACCACCACCAGCUCCUACCCCAAUACCUCAAUUUCAGCCACAGCCACAAGCACUUCGAUCAAAGGGACCAGUUGCUUCGUCAAAACCAGAUAUAUCCGGGCUAGUAUUUGAGUUUAGUGGUGGAAACGGAGACCGCUAUUCCUUCCCCAAAUUCAGCAUUCUCGAAACUCGACCAAACGGCGAGGUGAUUGUGUCAUUUCUGAUAGUCAGAAAGGGCAGCAGUAGCGAAUAUCCUUCAUAUGACCCAGAGCUUGAUUACUACCAGCCGAUCACCAUACGGCUGUAUGCACAUCAACCACGGCAGCUGGAUGCGUUACAGAAGAUUGUUGCUCCUCCGGAAGAAGUCAGGCGAUAUAUGGAUGACAUCAUGGACAAGGCGACUAGAGCAGAAUACGUACUUCUAGCUAUGCGUCUCCCUCGCGAUACAGAGCAGCCUGCACCCGUGGAGAAGGAAGAAGAGGCUGAAAAGGCCGACAUGAUGGAUUUCCAGAUCACGCCAUGGGCUACUACAAAUUCCACGCCUGUGCCUGUCCACAAGGUCAAACCAGCGAAGAAGCUCCUCACGGAAGAAGAGCAGUAUCAAGCUUUCAUUUCAACCGUCACUUGA
This is a messenger RNA of Cadophora gregata, 1710 nucleotides long. RefSeq lists its product as uncharacterized. NCBI's taxonomy places the organism in Eukaryota, Fungi, Ascomycota, Leotiomycetes, Helotiales, Ploettnerulaceae. Gene Ontology annotation, biological process: chromatin remodeling. Gene Ontology annotation, molecular function: ATP-dependent H2AZ histone chaperone activity. The record is from RefSeq and is a predicted model, not a curated record. Bases 1 to 1710 code for a protein of 569 amino acids. The transcript is spliced from 2 exons. Gene Ontology annotation, cellular component: Swr1 complex.